This is a messenger RNA of Setaria italica (foxtail millet), 1788 nucleotides long. Its product is annotated as nucleolin. Gene Ontology annotation, biological process: tRNA modification. Bases 101 to 1333 code for a protein of 410 amino acids. The record is from RefSeq and is a predicted model, not a curated record. Gene Ontology annotation, molecular function: RNA binding. NCBI's taxonomy places the organism in Eukaryota, Viridiplantae, Streptophyta, Magnoliopsida, Poales, Poaceae. The transcript is spliced from 6 exons.
UCUCGGCGUCCGGCUCAGCGGCCUCGCCCUCUCCCACCGCAGCAUCCCUUGUUCCCACCGACGCAAAACCCUCGCGGACCUGAGAAACCCUAGAAAAGCGAUGGCCCCCGGUGGCGAGGCCAAGGCGAACCCAGGCGGAGGCGGCGGAGGUGGUGGGAGGAAGCGCAAGUUCCUCCCCCACGGGAAGCCGGUGCGGAAGGGGGCCUACCCGCUGCGCCCCGGCGUGCAGGGCUUCUUCAUCACCUGCGACGGCGGCCGCGAGCGCCAGGCCACCCGCGAGGCCCUCUCCCUCCUCGAUUCCUUCUAUGAAGACCUGGUGGAUGGGAAAGGAUCGGAUGAGAAACCCAAAGGCAUUCCUGACAAGCCAAUGAACAAAAAGAUAAAGUUUGAGGACUCUGAUUCCUCAGAUGAUGAGGAUAAAGACCAUUCUGUUGAGGAAGCUGACAACGGGAAUGGGAAUGAUGUGGAGAAAGGUGAAACUGCUCCAGCUCAGCAGCAACAGGAGGUACUUGACAGCUCUGUUCCUGCCAGUAAGGAUGAUGAGGAACAAGCAGGCACUGCUGAAGAACCAAGAGAAAAGAAGCAACGUGUGGAAGACCCUCCAGUUUCUGAACAGACAGAACAAAAGGAGGCUGCUGAUGAAACAAAGGAGUCCACUGAUGAACCAAAGGAGUCCACUGAUGAACCAAAGGAGUCCACUGAUGAACCAAAAGAGCCCACUGAUGAACCAAAAGAGCCCACUGAUAAACCAAAAGAUCCCACUGGUAAACCAAAAGAGUCCAGUGAAAGAAACAUUGAUGAUUUAAUUGAUGAGGACUUGAAAGAACUAGGAGACAGGAAAAAGAGGCUCUUUGCAAGCCUUGAGUCAGGCUGCAACGGUUGCAUAUUCAUUCAAAUGCAUAAAAGAGCUGGAGACCCUGGUCCAGUUGAGAUUGUACAAAACAUGAUGUCAUCGGCUGCUUCAACUCGUAAACAUAUGUCAAGAUUUAUUCUGCGAGUUUUGCCUGUUGAGGUGGCAUGCUAUGCAUCCGAAGAGGAAAUAACAAAAGCAAUCAGUCCCCUUGUUGAAAAGUAUUUCCCAACAGAAUGCCCAGGUCAUAAGUUUGCAGUGUUAUAUGAAGCAAGGUCAAAUACAGGAAUUGAUAGAAUGAAAAUUAUAAAUGCAGUAGCGAAAUCUGUACCACAACCUCACAAAGUUGACCUGAAAAACCCUGACAAAACUAUUAUUGUCCAGAUUGCAAAGACCAUAUGCAUGAUCGGAGUUGUCGAAAGAUACAAGGAGCUCGCAAAGUUCAACCUAAGGCAGCUGACCUCACCGGAGUCGGAGAAGUAGCUAUUGGGUGACAAGAUCUUCUGAGUCGGAGAAGUAGCUAUUGGGUGACAAGAUCUUCCAGGCAAACACCUGGACCCGCAGCAUCAGGUGGUUGGGCGUUAGCUAAUUAAAUUAUGAGUGACCGAACGUCGCCCUCGAUGAUUUGUUGAAGCCCAUAAGGCCGUUGAAAAGACACCCUGGAAUCUUUAAUGCUUCAUAGCGCGAGAACCUUGGUCAGUAGGGAUCUAGGGAUGUAGUACUGUGAUGGGUUUGCGACCAUGGGUGGUUAGUAGUUGCUGGUUAAUUCAUAUUUAUGCUUCCCACAUUUUGAUGUCAGAUUUUUAAGGCAAUAGAGAGAGUUGACGCCUUCGUGUGUGCAAGUAAUCUACACAGGCUCCUGAACAUUUUCUAUGGACGAAUAAAUUUUUCUAUACAUGGGACCUAUAAUUUAUAAGGCGAUGAUUUUUCAUACUGAA